Messenger RNA from Callorhinchus milii (elephant shark), 4288 nucleotides. Its product is annotated as CTS telomere maintenance complex component 1. The transcript has 15 exons. The record is from RefSeq and is a predicted model, not a curated record. The coding region runs from base 41 to 2338 and encodes 765 amino acids. Gene Ontology annotation, cellular component: CST complex. NCBI's taxonomy places the organism in Eukaryota, Metazoa, Chordata, Chondrichthyes, Chimaeriformes, Callorhinchidae. Gene Ontology annotation, molecular function: telomeric repeat DNA binding; single-stranded DNA binding. Gene Ontology annotation, biological process: telomere maintenance via telomere lengthening; positive regulation of DNA replication.
GUCGUUUGAAGUUUUAAAACCUGAAGAUUUUCAACCCCAAAUGAUACUGGUUGGGGUGCUUUUGGCUAAUUCAGUAACGGGUCAUCUGCAGCUGAAAGACACAUCGGGCUCUCUGGAUUGUGUUGUCCAGAACUUCAACAAGAUGGAACAGAGUGCCUUUUGUGAGACUUCACUUUUAGACUGUUUGGUGCAGCUGGAGAAAUACCAACUGGUUGUGGAGCGGUUUAUAUGUAGUAAUUUCCCAUCAUACAAAGACCUGGAAGAUCUUAGCUUUGUGAAAGAAAAACAGACCAGGAUUUAUGUUCAGUUUUGUGCCAGUGAUGUACAAGUACUUGGAACACCCAUCGCUUCAGCAACACCAAACAAAAGGUCUCCGUUAAUCCCAACCACAGCAACCGCCGCCUCCACUGUUGGAGGAGCUGCUGUGAGCAGCUACAGUCAGGCAUGCAAAAAAGCUGAUGUCACCAGCACCAGAGCCAAUGGAAACAAAAAUGGCCCUUCCCUUCCCAAAAUGCCUCGGUUGGAGGAAGUUGCUCUACAAGAAGGCCAUGUUGGUGAAAGUAGAAGAACUGCCUGUUCACACCCAUUACAGAAUGUCAGUGAAACAGUCGAUUCCCAGAGCGAGAAGAAUGUGCCUGGUGUUACAGUCACAUCUACUGGGAACUGGGAACCGUGUAGACAAAAGAGGAAACAGAAGACUUGCGAUGCGGGCUGUGUUACUCGCUUAAUAUUUGUAACUCACAAAGAUGCAUUGAUGCUGAGGAACUGUCAAUAUGGCAGAACUGCAAGCUGUGGACAUACUGAUGGCUCUUCCGAGACCUCAAGCAAGAGGGCUGGGACUGAGUUCGAACUGGCUUUCCAUGUGUGUGCAAUUAGUAUAGGGAGACCUAGACGGUGGGAAUGUGAAGAUGAAAUCCAGGGAAUACCUGAGCUGGAAGUAGAUGUCUCGCUUUGUUCUUACCGGGCACAAGUGCAGUUGAUAUUCAUGGGCAAAGCUGUGAGAUGGUACCAUCUGAUCAGCCCAGAGGGUUUGUACAGACUCAUUGCCCCAAAAGAGCUGGACACGUCUGUGUUUGAACAGAACUGUUCCUCAGAUCUGCUGAAAGCUCUGAAAAGCUCUAAUUGUUCACUGUCCCUCGUGGUACAACCUGGCUGGGACCUGCAGUAUGUCACUAGUCUUUGCUGUUUACAUGAUCACCAGCUGUCCAAAAAUCAAAUCCACUUAAAUGCUAACAUUAAUAGGUUGGAUUCAGUAAGACCUCAGACGACCUCUAUUCAGCAAGUCCUUGGUAGUAGUUUUUCGGCUUCUCUGGUCAGUUUCACUGGAAUCAUCUUAUUAAGGAGUUGCAAUGAACCUAACUGGCGAUCUAGUUUUGUAGUUUCUUCAGCUGACAGAAAAAAACAAGGUGUUUCUGUUCCUGGUGACUGGAAUCUAAAAUUAACUGUAGGGGAAGUUGGAAACCCAUCCGGAACCGUGGAUGUCUACAUAGAUCUGAUGCGCUUGUCUUACACUUUGGGGAUUUUGCCGGGAGCUGUGGUAGCAUUCUGUGACUUAGAGAGAUGCAUAUCAAGGUCUAAUAAUGUUUACUGCAAAUUUCUGCCUUCCAGCAGUCUUACAGUCCUUGUGUUUCCUUCAUCUGAGACUCAAAGGUCAUCCAGUUGGCCAGCAAAAAUGCCCAUUGGUAACCUUCCACACCUUUAUCUGGGAAACGUGAUCACUAGACCAGGGAGGGGCCUGCAAGGAAUCACCAUUUGUCAUGUGGUUCAUGUUUGGUGGUUGAGUAUGCAGUGGGUGUGCAGUCUUUGCAGUAGUAUCUUUCAACAGGGGAGGUGCACUAAAAGUUCUGGAUCAUGUCCAUCUGCAGUUGGUGUGUUUCGUGCAAGUGGGAGUGUGAUUGUGGAAGAUGGAACUGCAGAGGCUCGUGUUUCCUGCAGAGACGAACAGGUGGCAGAGUUGCUGGCAGUUAGUAGUGAGGAAUGGGAAGAGCUGCAGCGACAUGUCAACUCAAGGGGCAAAGUGAACUAUCAGCACCAUGGCAGAACUGGUAAUGAACUGCCUGAAUAUGGUACUGGAGACAUUCUAAUGCAAUACCUUGCAACGCUAUGUCACAGCACUGCAGUCUGCAGAUCAAUUCAACUCGCCUUCAAACUUGAUUUGAGAAACAACCUCAAAGCAGAACAGAAAGAAGAAACAUUUCAACUGAAGAGAUUCACAUGUGGAGAACACCAGUAUAUCACCAAGAUGGCACCCCCCUUGUCUUUGAUUUGUUUGGACGUAAAGGAAAUGGACUGUCAAAAGUUUUGUGACCUAGCCAGCGAUAAACUGAUGUCAAUAUGACUAUGUUUUUGGAGUCUAUUAACUUAGCACCGACCAACAAAAUAAUCUCUAUGCAAAGCAGACUUUAUUCAGUUAUCUUUACAGAGAUAUUGCAAUAUGUAAUAUUGAAGUUGAUUCAAUUAUUUUGAUCAAUGUGAAGCUGAAGAGAAAUAUAGUCCAAAAUGUGAAAGGAUUUAAUUUGUUAAUGCUAAGUAGCAUCUGUGUACCGUUUUGCACUGUAAAAGUUCUGUUUUCUUUUGAAGUUGUUUCAUUUGAACUUCAGUUUUUCUUUUGUGAAAUGAUUCAAUAAGAAAAUAAACUUUAUUUUGCCUGUGUAAUUGGUUAUGUUUUUUCCUGUUACUUUGAGUACAAAAAAUGUUUUGGUCAGUUAGAUGUACAGUAUUUAUGCAACUUGGCAUCCCAAAGUACUAGUGAAGAGGGAGGGAGUAUGAAUUCUUAUGAAUACGAAUUAAAAAUUGCCUUUUUUGCCAGUAAUGUCAGAUGAUUUUGACAGUACCAACUGGAUCUGUGGGGCCAGGUACUGAGUACCAAUUAUAAAUAUUAUUGCAAUAACAUUAUCUUGUAAUAAUGUAAUAGCUGUGUCUAUUUCUUUGGGAUUUUUGUGUAUCGAAUAAUCAUAAACUAAAGGCUAGAUUUAUUUUUAAUGUGGAUUUGUUUUGAUUUGUUGCCUACUUUUUUUUGUUGCUUCUACCUGGAAUUGAAGUUGAGUACUUGGGGGACCUGCGGGUUCACAUACCAUAGGGUAAAAGUUUCCCUGCAGUAAUUUGUAGUGUGGCAAUUGCAUGCAUCUUAAUUGGAGAAAAUUGCAAAUGUUUAUUCUACAUAAGGUACUGUAACCAUAAUUAAGAAACCCUUUUGUUUGGUUACUCUUAGGCAAUCCAUAUUGAGACAAUAUCCGUGCGAUAUAUAUAAAAACGCCUCUUAUAUAAAAAAUGCUGAUUGCUGAGAGCCUUGUAUCAGAGUAUACGACAAAAUAUAAUGUGGACUAGGGAAAAAAUGGCAGUCUUUACUUGUUCACAAUGUUAUCAUUUAUAGUCGUAAACGUAGAGUUUAAGAUAACAAUGUUGUCAAUGUUGUUUAAGAUAACAAGCUGGAAAUUCUAGCUAUUCAUUACAAAGGAGCAACAUUCAGAGGAUACAAUAUAAAUAUCUAUAUUGUAGCUUCAUGAUACCCUGAUAUGUACUUACUCAACUUGUUGUAUUUGUAACAACUUACUCAAAAUGACAGAACACAAUUAACAUAAUACUGUGCUACACAAAUUUAAACCAUUUUAAGAAACUGCGAGAUGGUAUUAGAUAAAUUAUGAAGUAAGAUUUUGUUUUGAAUAUGAAAAAUGUAUGGUUUAGUAAUUUGUAUAAUGAGUGUAUGGACCCAGAUUUAUCAGAACUGAUGCUUAUUUCCAAGAUGAAGGAAACAUUUAUUUUUGCACCUUCUUGUAAAUAAAGGUGUUGUACAAUAAAAUAGGGUCUACCCUCUUACCAUCUAAAGAACCUUCCAACAUUCACUUUAUUCUCUGAUUAUUUGUUUAGAAAUAACAUAGGAAUGGAGACUGGUAACGUUUUGAUAGUUAAAUGCUACUCUGCUCUCAACUGAUGGGAAGAAAGUUGUUUAAUGGCAGCGGAUUGAGUAAUUUGGUUCAGAAUUGUAAAAUGAGGUCUAUGGUGCAUUAACCAUCAGAUUUUGGCCAUUAACUACAAAGGUGUAAGGCAUCUGUGCUUGGUUUUAUCAGUUGGUUGGGUGCAUUUGUGCUUCCAGAUCAUCAAUCAAAAAGGCAGAAUGCUUGUUCUCGAGCUUAAAUGAAACAUUGUGCAUAUAAGAAGAAAAUUAAAAUGUAUGUAGUCAAUGUAUUUAUUUUCUCAAAGUGGUUUGUUUAUGUUCACCUCUUCCAACAUCGAAUGUUUUUUAAUAACUUUCAGUGUACACAAUAAAAUCCAUUUGGUGGAAAACCAA